Messenger RNA from Bacidia gigantensis, 1671 nucleotides. RefSeq lists its product as uncharacterized. Gene Ontology annotation, molecular function: catalytic activity. Bases 1 to 1671 code for a protein of 556 amino acids. The transcript is spliced from 5 exons. NCBI's taxonomy places the organism in Eukaryota, Fungi, Ascomycota, Lecanoromycetes, Lecanorales, Ramalinaceae. The record is from RefSeq and is a predicted model, not a curated record.
AUGGUGGAUGGAGCCUACGCCCAGCGUGCAUGUUACGAUGGACCAUCUGCAAAUCCUAGUGUAUCUGCCACGUCCUCAAGACAUCUAGCGGCCCUGCACACAAAAGCCGAAGUCGAUGCCCGGGUCGUCGACAAUGCCCUUGCGGCUACUGAUCGCGCAGGUUUUGCUCACCUGCGGAGAGUCGUUCGCAAGGAAAACCUGCCUUUGAAUUUGCAGAAUAAAUAUGCUGUCGCCACAUCCAAAUCUUGCGGGGCGCAAGAGCAGGCAUGUGGAAUAGGAGCUAGCAGAACGCUCGUCGCGAAAGAAGAGCCUUCAUACUUCUCUAAGACGCUGCAUUUAUGUUUGCUCCUCUGCGUCAAGUCCAGCAUGCCACACGAAGCAGUUUCUGCGUUACUGCAGGAGUCUGCAAUUUUUGACCGAUAUGACUUGAAACCGAAUGUAUUUACGAUUACAGUACCGGUUUCAUCCCCAAGUUCAGCAGAGGAAGCUCAUCAGUGGUCUCGGGAUUACUGGCCAGCUGUGUAUAAAAAACACAAUCCACUUGGCCCACAGCACAGCUCGAUAGAUCAGGCCGCCCAAGAGAUAAGUGCUGAUGUGCAGCAGUUCAUGGCAUUGGCCGAGCGAGUAGGGUUUGAUGCAUGCGAUCAGGGCAUAGGAGAGAAAGUUGGGGCGCUCAUCGUGAAUCGCAGCGACCAUAACGCUCCCUCAGUCAUAGUUGCAGCAGGAGACGCUCGCUGGAAGGGGAUCUCUGCGCCGAAGAAGCCCGGUAAUGGUAAUGCCAUGGCACAUGCAGUCAUGCGAGCGAUUGAUCUUGUUUCACAAAAACGAAAAGCAUGUUCAGCAGAGUCCAACAUCAGUGGACAAGAAGUACAGCAAUCUGGGGUUUUUACAUUUACGGCAUCAGAGAAAGAAAUAUAUGACCAAUCCAGCCUCGUACCUGGCGGUUACCUCUGCCUGGAUUUCGAGCUGUAUGUAACUCAUGAACCCUGUGUCAUGUGUUGUAUGGCGAUGUUGCACUCUCGCUUCAGUAAAGUCAUUUUCGGCUACAGAAUGCCACGCACAGGGGCCCUUGUGGCAGAGGCGUAUGAGCACGAAGGGAUAGACGGCUUGGGCUACGGGCUUUUCUGGCGGCCUUCGUUGAAUUGGAAGUUUUUGGCAUGGCAAUGGGACGAGAAAGGCGAACCUGGGAGGAGACGAUACUACAAACUCUCGAAGGCUGUUGAGUGGGUUGCCGUUGUAUUGGAAAGGGUUGAAAGCAUGUUCGAACCGCAUGGCUCUGAUGAUUAUCGCCUCCGUGCGCACAGGGCGCGGUCAGUGAUUUUGACCGAUGAGGAACUUGUCGAAAUUCGAGCCGCGCAAAGAACCUUCGAAGGGGCUUACAUUCGCACUGCGUUGGGACAAUUCUCCUUUUCGCUGGUCAUCCUCAAGAUUUUUACCUCGGAGUUCUAUUCCAUCGGUGCUCUUUUUGCUGUCUACGGUGCCGGUAUUUUACUGCUCAGUCUCUUCAGAAGACAACAAGGCAACAAACAAUUCUUCUCCGAGAUUGGCGAAGAUGGUCUUAACCAGCGCAAGUUCCGCACCAGUGGCAACGUGGUAGUUGUUCUAACUGCUCUGUCUAUUGCGGCAUACUCUUGCCUACUGAUCCUCACGUUGAGACUCGCAGAUCGAUGA